CUGAAAGAUGGAAUUCCAAAGAAAUACCCUGCCCUAAGUGUAUUUGAGUUUAUCACUCCCUCAACCACACUUCCAACUGUGUACCGCGCUCUGGUAUCGAGUUUAUUUGAUUAUCCUUGCAGUCAAUACUACUCAACGAGCAACUUCACCAUACUUCUCUAUAGCGGUGAUGUGGAUACGAUGUGUAACUGGAUGGGUGCAGAAUGGUUCACCACCCAAUACUUCGGCAAUACCUUAAAUCUAGGCCUCCAGCAACGCCAGCCAUGGUACUAUCAGUCUGAUCCGCAGUAUGUCAGCACACUUGGGGGUUACGCAAGGAAGUACGCCAAGAAUAUCGAUGUUCUUACGGUAAAGGGUUCCGGACACUUUGUGCCCCUGGAUCGACCGGCUCAGGCGCUUCAGAUGAUCUACAACUGGAUUCAGAGGGCGAAUUACAGUACUCCUUAUGUGCAAAUGACGAGUACGACAACAUCGCCUGCAAGUACCUCCUCGUCUACCGUACCACCACAACCGACAGGAACGGGAACAACGCAAGCGCCCACAAAUGUCACCCAAACACCGGGAUCCCCAGCGCCUUCUAAUAGCACCGCAACCCCAGGAUCUGGUACAACUGCAACUGCAACUGCUACGUCCCCGAAAAAUAACCUUGGCACUUCACCGACAAGUCCUGCGCCCCCGAGCACUGCUCCUCAGAACCUUGGCACUUCACCGACAAGUCCUGCGCCGCAGAGCACCACUGGCGGAGGGUCAGUCGUCUAUUCUGUUUACACGAUAAUUUCCCUAAUCAUAUUAUGCAUUCUUCAAUACUACUCAACGAGCAACUUCACCAUACUUCUCUAUAGCGGUGAUGUGGAUACGAUGUGUAACUGGAUGGGUGCAGAAUGGUUCACCACCCAAUACUUCGGCAAUACCUUAAAUCUAGGCCUCCAGCAACGCCAGCCAUGGUACUAUCAGUCUGAUCCGCAGUAUGUCAGCACACUUGGGGGUUACGCAAGGAAGUACGCCAAGAAUAUCGAUGUUCUUACGGUAAAGGUGAGUCCUUACUGGUAA
Molecule: messenger RNA, 1050 nt
Organism: Cooperia oncophora
Lineage: Eukaryota; Metazoa; Nematoda; Chromadorea; Rhabditida; Trichostrongylidae
Source: the annotation of a GenBank genome assembly